Molecule: messenger RNA, 354 nt
Organism: Helobdella robusta
Lineage: Eukaryota; Metazoa; Annelida; Clitellata; Rhynchobdellida; Glossiphoniidae
Exons: 3
Coding region: 1-354 (117 amino acids)
Source: RefSeq, a predicted model, not a curated record
AUGCGUGUAUAUGUGUUUGCAUAUGUAUGUCUGUUUGCAUAUGUACCAACCUACAUAUUUAUGUAUACAAUGUAUGUAUGUAUGUAUAUGUGUGUGUAUGUAUUUAUGUAUGUAUGUACGUAUGUAUGUGUGUCAACAAUAAUAUCAAUAAAAAUGGUUAUAUUAAUAAUUAAUUUCAUUAAUAUGAAACACCUGAAUAUAUAUAUAUAUGUAUAUACAUAUAUAUAUAUAUUUAAAUAUAUAUACAUAUAUAUAUAUAUUGCCUUAUGUAUAUAUCAUGCAGUAUACAUACAUACAUACACACUUAUAUAUGCAUAUUUUCAUUUAUAUAUAUAUGUGCUCAAAUAUUGUUGA